Lasiosphaeria miniovina is the source of this 1275-nucleotide messenger RNA. Its product is annotated as DHS-like NAD/FAD-binding domain-containing protein. Bases 1 to 1275 code for a protein of 424 amino acids. Lineage: Eukaryota; Fungi; Ascomycota; Sordariomycetes; Sordariales; Lasiosphaeriaceae. Gene Ontology annotation, cellular component: nucleus. The record is from RefSeq and is a predicted model, not a curated record. Gene Ontology annotation, molecular function: NAD+ binding; histone deacetylase activity, NAD-dependent. The transcript is spliced from 2 exons.
AUGGGUCAGGACAACUCCGUUAUCAGUGAUGACACGCCUGCCGUCACGCUGGCCGAGCGCAGCCUGGCCGCCGUCGCCGAUCACAUCAAAUCCGGCAAGGCCCGCCGCAUUGUUGUCAUGACGGGCGCCGGUAUCUCUACGGCUGCGGGAAUCCCUGAUUUCCGGUCGCCCGAGACGGGCCUGUACGCCAACCUCGCGGCUCUCAAUCUGCCCGAGCCCGAGGCCGUGUUUGACCUAGACUUCUUCAAAAAGAACCCCAAGCCCUUCUACGUGCUGGCCAAGGACCUGUAUCCGGGAACUUUCCACCCCACCGUCUCGCACGUCUUCAUCAGCCUGCUCGCGUCCAAGGGGCUUCUGGCGCAGCUCUUCACGCAGAACAUCGACUGCCUCGAGCGCACCGCCGGCAUCCCCGGCGAGCUCAUCGUCGAGGCCCACGGCAGCUUCGCCAGCCAGCGUUGCAUCGACUGCAAGACUCCAUUCCCUGACGACAAGAUGCGCGAGCACGUGGCCCGCGCCGAGGUGCCGCGCUGCAUCCGCAGCGAGGCUAACGGCGACGGCCGCUGCGACGGCCUGGUCAAGCCCGACAUUGUGUUUUUCCACGAGGCCCUGCCCUCGCUCUUUUACGAGCGCAGGAACCUGGCCGAGACGGCCGACUUGGCCCUGGUCCUAGGCACGAGCCUCUCGGUCCACCCUUUUGCCGGGCUGCCCGACAUGGUGCCCGAGCCCGUGCCGCGGGUGCUGUUCAACAUGGAGCGCGUGGGCUCUCUGGGCACCCAUGCCGACGACGUGUUAGUUCUGGGCGACUGCGACACCGGCGUGCGGAAGCUGGCCGACGCGCUGGGUUGGCGCGACGAACUGGAAGCCAAGUGGCGUGAACUGGUGGGAGAGGAGGAAGCCGAGCGGCAGUUGCAGGGUAUGACGAAACGUGUACAAAAUGAGGUGGCCCAACUGGCUAGCCAAGUUGACCAGGUACUGCACUUGGAGGACAAGGACGAUGAUGCUGAUGAUGAGGUGAACAGUGGUAUCCGAGACCCAGGACAAAGCAACGAGGAAGGCCCAGGAACUGGGCGAGAAGGAAAUUUCCAGGCAACUGAAGGAGCUGGAUCAGCUCGAGUUGGAGAUGAAGAGAGUCCAUUCGAGGAGCAUAAUAUUCGAGGCGAGGCGAGGCGCAUGGUCAGUAAUGGACUUGGCUUAGAAGCGGACACAGCAGGACCUGGCGGAGAUGGCUGGGCAAAGCCUGGCAGCGAAAGCCAGAGACAGACAAAUGGCCCAUGA